Molecule: messenger RNA, 360 nt
Organism: Fraxinus pennsylvanica
Lineage: Eukaryota; Viridiplantae; Streptophyta; Magnoliopsida; Lamiales; Oleaceae
Source: the annotation of a GenBank genome assembly
AUGGGUAGUUUCAGCUUUAAAUCCCUCUCCAGGAAACCUCUCUCUCUCUUCAUCAAUUCAUCUUUUCUCUUGCUGGUCUCUUUGUAUGUUAUUUCAAAUUCUCUUAAUGUUAAUCAAUCCAAGAAUGCAAUUUCUGGCUUCAUCCACUUGCAGAAUCUCCAUCAAGGUACUGAAAUUAGUAAUUGCAGUGACGUUCACAAAUUCACUGAUUAUGGAUCCAAGUGCCGAUUUGUGAAGUCAAAUUCUGCUUGCUGGGGAAAAGGAAUACUUUUGUCCUUCUGUGGAGAGCUUGUCUACAGUACUGAAAUUAUCCCCGACAAUUGCUGGAACCACGCUUCUUCCACUUGGAAAUGGAGCUAA